Molecule: messenger RNA, 13656 nt
Organism: Toxoplasma gondii ME49
Lineage: Eukaryota; Apicomplexa; Conoidasida; Eucoccidiorida; Sarcocystidae
Product: dynein heavy chain family protein
Exons: 59
Coding region: 1-13656 (4551 amino acids)
Biological process (GO): microtubule-based movement
Cellular component (GO): dynein complex
Molecular function (GO): ATP binding; dynein light intermediate chain binding; minus-end-directed microtubule motor activity
Source: RefSeq, a predicted model, not a curated record
AUGGCUGAGAAGAAAGAGCCUGAUGCCCGCCUUUUGUGGGUUGAGAAGAGGGUGUUUGCGGCGUUCGGAAUGAAACGACACGUGUGGGAGAAAUUCAGGAGAGCUUUCGAAACUGACGAAAACUCCUUGAAAUCAGUUGUCAAUUUUCUGGACGAUGCCGAGAACCAUUUCGUUCUCUUCCAGACGGGAAGCUCGCCUGACACCGUUAUCGCAUCUGUUCACGAAGUUCCGCAACCCUGUCAGAUGGGAAAGAAGAAAAACCUUUUAAUGUUGAGAGCGGAGAGAAAUGUUGUCAUCACGAGCGAGAAUGUCGAGUCGACCAUCCUCUGUCUAGAGGUCACAGCUGCGAUCAUGGAAAUGCUCCAUGAGAUGUGCAGCGCCGUCUACCUUAGCACUUUGUCAAAUCCCGCUAACCAAGCGGGUCUUUCACAUUUUGUAACGAAGGACAUUCUUGAAAAGUAUAACCGGUUUCUGGCAAAAUUGCACGCAACCGUGGGGGUGAUGAGCGGGCGGACCCUCUUGCCGACACCUCCGGACGAUCUCCCGGGCGACAGUUCGACUUCAGAAAAGCUACAUCUUUACGAGGACUCAGUGAUCAUGUGGACAAAACAAAUUCGUCUUGUGUUGGAGAAGAACCCCGCUCAGUCUCUGAACGACGGCCAGAAUCCUGAACCCCUUGAAGAAAUCCAAUUCUGGGAAAAUCGAGCCGCAAAUUUGGACUCGGUCAGCGAGCAGCUGGCAGACGAAGCGGUACUCCAUGUCCAACAGUUCCUCCAACAAAAUGAAAGCACAUACGUCUCUCCCUUCAACAAACUACGUAGAGAAGUUGAAGUCGCACGCGAAGAGGCCAGAGAUAACGUCAAGUUUCUCUCUACGUUGAAGCCGCUAGUGCGAUUGAUGGACGAGACAAUUGAUUUUACGACGCUCGAAAAUCUCUUUGAGCCGAUUCUACAGAACAUUUUGCUGAUAUGGGAACACUCUGAGUUCUACAAUACCCCGGCACGUCUCGUUGUGCUGAUGAAGGAAAUAUGCAAUGCCAUAAUUGCUCAAGCGCUUCGAUACAUCAGCGGGAAGGAGGUCUUCAAGCAUAUUCAGAACGACGACCCCAAGGAAGCCCUCGACAAGCUUGGGACGGCUCUCACAGUGUGCAACAACUUCAAAAAGGUCUAUCUGAAGUACCGCAGCCAGGCAGAAAGGGAUGGAUGUCCCUGGCAAACAAAGAAUGAGGCUCUCUUUUUGCGCCUGGAUACAUACAGAGAGCGCAAUAAGGCCCUCCACGACUUUACUAAAACGGUGGUGCAGUUUAACAAGUUGGAAAAAAUCGAAAUUUGUGGCACAAAAGGAAAGGCCCUAACAAACAACGUUUUGACUUUGUUCGAGGAAUUCAAGAGCCUCGUCGACGAUUUUCAGCAGGUCGACUACGACGUCAUGGAUGUCGACUGUACACAGCUAGAUGACCACUUCUACAGGUUCCGAUGUAACGUCAAGGAGCUGGAGCAGAGGCUGACGUCUGUGCUGACGGCGGGCUUCGACGACAGCAACACUAUCUUAGGUAGGAUCAAACUGUUUGAGUCGUUUGGGAGCCUCCUGGACAGACCAAUCAUCAAAGACGAGCUGGAGAAGAAACAUGCUCUCUUGCUUCAACAGUACAAACAAGACGUGAAGGAAGUGCAGAAGAUUUUCAAAGAAGGCUGUGCAGCCAUCCAGCAGCAAGCAGGAAACGUACCAGGCUUUGCAAACCAACCUCCUGUUGCAGGAGCCCUCUUUUGGGCACGUGCCCUGAGAGAGCGAGUAGAAGAGCCUAUGCAGCGUCUGUUGGUCUUCAGCAAGAGCGUCCAGGAAAAACCCGAAGAGUUCAAGGAGGUCGAGAAACAGUACCACUGCGUUGUCAGGGCCAUUCGAGAGUACGAAGAAGAGAUACGCACACGGUGGGGAGACACGUCUGUGGAACCUACUAAGGAGAAGCUCGGAGAUCUUCUCCUCCGGCGAACGGAGAACGGUCUCCUCAAGGUCAACUUCGAUCCGGCACUCACUCGCCUAAUGCGAGAGGUGAAGUACCUCGAAAUGCAGGAUCUUCCUGUUCCUGGCGGAGCGCGUGAAGUGUACUCGAAAUUCGACACCUACCGCCGGCAGACCGACAGCUUGGAAUUGAUUGUUUCAAUGUACAACCAAAUUCUGACGGAGUUGCUUCCUAACGAGAGGCCCUUGCUUUUUGAAAGAAUUGAAAGAAUCAACGCAAUUCUGGCUCCUGGCCUCGCACAGCUACGAUGGCAGUACUCGGAGGAAGUCGACGUCUUCCUCGGCCAGGCAAUGACUGUCGUGACCGAGGUAUUCGGGAUCUGCAACACGAUGAAGGCGACCAUCCAAAAGAUCAUCGGAAUUCUGGGAAGCUGGGCAGAGAAGCCUCUCUUCGAACGCAAACCUAAGCCACUGUCCCCAGAUGACAUCGACCAGAUGCUGCGUGCCAGUGUGUCGAUCCGGCAUCACCAGAUGAGCGAGGAGGGGAAGGAAAUUCACAAACUUCUGAAGGACUCUGCAGAUGCACUCAAAACAAGCAAAGGUGCCCCUCAAUGGAGGAUGCAUGGAGACUUCGUCAAUUCCCUUGUCAUCCAAGGGUUUACGGCCCUUAUAGUCAUCUCCUUGAAGCAGCUGUGCAAGACUCUUGAGGCAGCCAUGCAACCUAAGCCGGAGGCCGCCCCGCUGUUUGAAGUUAAGCUCGAGCUCGUUGGAAAUACCAUUGACUUUGUCCCGUCUUUUGAACAUGACAAGAGAGGAAACCCGGGAAUUCGGGAUCUGUUUGACCAGUGGAUCAGUGACUUCUACAAAUGUGCCACAACCGUCGCGCGGCUAGACUCUGGAAGUGGAGACUACCUAAAUGAAGUGAAGGACAAUUUCGUAGUUAUGGCAGUACGGUCUCGCUUGACGAAGCUGCUCGACGCAACGAAACAAAAGUUGAAUGAGUAUCUCCUCACCUUCGAGGAAUACUCGUUCCUGUGGAAGAGAGACAUCCGAGACGUUCUGGAAGAGUUUCUUUCGGACGACCCACGAGAACUCGUCGAGGAUUGGACCGACUCAGAAAGCGAGUCGUUCAACCAAAUCAUGGAAGUGAUUGGGGUCGACCCUGGAAGACCCAUUCCUCCGUUGUCGAGGUUCGAUGAGAAGAUCAGCUACUUCCAGAAAAUCCGGAACGAGAUUUCCAACUUCAAGACGCCUGUUGAUAUUUGCUGGGUCCGAGUCAACGCGCAGCCGACGAAAAUUCAGUUGAGUCAGUUGGCGACAAAGUGGGCAAAUCAGUAUACCAGCUUUCUCCACGAUUUCUGCGUCGCGCGUAUCGAUGGAGUCACCGGCUUCAUCAACAAGAUGCUGGGUUACCUCCAUGGCGACAUUCCCUUUGAGGACGACGAAAACAAAGAGGCACUUUACAGCGUCAUGACUAACAUUCGCGAUGUGAAAAUCGCCAUCGACGCCAUCAAAACUCUCUUUGUUCCCAUUCGAGAACAGGUGGCUUUGCUGAAGAAGCAUGGCUGUUCGAUCUCGGAGGAGCGUCUGGUCGCUCUUGAGGCUGCGCCUUCCAAAUGGGAGGAAGUGGUUCGAAGGGCGUUUGAAAUUAAGGAGGCGAUUUUGCCGAUGCAGAUGCAGGAAAUGUCAAACAUAAAGCAGACUUUGGCGACGUUCAGCGACGAGGUUCAGAGCUUCCGAGAAGAGUUCUUGAGAGAGGCGCCGUUUCGCCAUGAUUUCCCUCGCGCAGAAGUGUACAAGUGCCUGGACAGCUUCUACAAGAGAACGACUGUGAUGGAAAGUCGAGCGAAGGAUUUCAACAAUUUAGAAAUGCUCUUCGAUAUGGCAAAGUCCGGAUACAGACAACUGAAAGACACCUUUGUUGAUCUAAGGCUUUUAAAGCGAAUCUGGGAUGUCAUUGAACUCUGGACAUUCUCCUUCGAUGAUUGGAAGUCAACGCUGUGGAACCAAAUCGACACAGAUGAUCUCCUUCUUCGAGUAAAGGAAAUGCAGCAGCAACUCAAGGCUCUGCCCAAGGAAAUCAAGUCGAUACGUCUUUUUGCAUGGCUGCAAGGAGAAGUGACAAAUACGCAGAUUGCUUUGCCUCUCAUCAACGACCUUCAUUCAGAGUUCAUGCGCGAUCGUCACUGGACGCAGCUGAUGGCUGUGGCUGGCAAAACGUUUACGAAAGGCAAGGAAAAGGAGACAACGGAGACACUUCCGGUCGCCUUUGUGGGGUGUCUUGAAGAAGCAGCCUCACGUCCAGACUUCAGUUUGGAGGACCUGCUGAAGCUUCGACUGCACGAGCAUGCAGACGGAGUGUCAGAUAUUGUGGUCUUGGCACAGAAGGAGGCGAAGAUCGACAAGAAGAUCAACGAAAUCUCGAAUGUCUGGUCAACCCUUUCUCUCCAUUUCAACUUCGAAAGAGAAGACGUCCCGCUGCUUGAGCCACUCGACGAGGUGAUCGAGGUUUUAGAACAGCAUGCGAUGGACCUCAUGACGAUGGUCUCUCAGGGCAACGUCAUCAGCUUCUGUCGGGGCGUCGUCGACGAAUGGCAGAACAAACUUCGGACUGUCGACUCGGUUCUCAAAGUCUGGAUGGAGCUCCAGAAUAAGUGGCAGCGCUUGCAGCCGAUUUUCAUGCAGUCGGAUGACAUUCGGUCGCAGCUUCCCGAAGACUCCAAGCGGUUCGAAGCCGCAGACGGCGAGUGGAAAGAUAUGAUGUCUGGCGCAGCACAGCACCCCAACAUCGUUGAGUCUUGCCACUUCGAGGGGCGCUUCGAGCUCCUCCUCAAACUCAGAGAAAUGAUCGAAUCCUGCGAAAAAGCUCUCAGCGAUUAUCUGGAACAAAAGAAGAAGGCUUUUGCUCGGUUCUACUUUGUUUCCAACCAAGCUCUGUUGGACAUUUUGGCUAACGGGAACGACCCAAUAAAAGUGUGUUAUUACCUUGGAGACUGCUUCGAUGGCAUCAAGAUGCUCGACUUUCAGAAAGAUCCGGUGCAUGCAAGGGUGGCGUGCGGAAUGUUUUCGAAGGAAGACGAAUACGUCCCUUUUGGAGAAGACUACCACUUAGAAGGCCCUGUUGAAACAUACCUGGCAAAUCUGGAGACGCACGUCCGCAAACAGCUUCACGACGUCCUCGAAGUUGCGAAGAUCAACGCUGAGAACUGGGAAGUCGACAAACCCAGAGAAGAGUGGCUUCGCGACUACUGCGCCCAGGUCGCUCUGGUGGCGAGUCAAAUCAUCUGGACGGACGAAGUUUCUCGUUGCUUCGAGGAGUUGGAGGGAGGCUCUGAAAACGCCAUGAAAGACUACAAACGCGUCUACGACGACAGAAUCGAGAAACUCAUUCGGCAGGUUCAACAAGACCUUCCGACGGACCUUCGCGUUAAAAUCAUCACACUCAUUACCAUCGAUGUGCAUGCGCGAGACGUCGUUGAGUCGUUCAUCACAAAAAAGCUCACAGAAGCCAGCGCGUUUCAGUGGCAGUCGCAGCUGCGCUUCUACUGGGCGCAGAAGCCUGGCGAGGAGAAGAAGACGUGUUUGGUUCGCAUGUGCGACUGGUCCACGACCUACAUGUAUGAAUAUGUGGGCAACUGUGGACGCCUGGUCAUCACGCCUCUCACAGACAGAUGCUACAUCACUCUCACUCAGGCACUCAACCUGAUAAUGGGAGGAGCGCCAGCAGGCCCGGCAGGAACGGGGAAGACCGAGACCACCAAGGACCUGAGUCGAGCGAUUGGCUUGCCAGUCUUUGUCUUCAACUGCUCAGACCAGAUGAAUUAUUUGUCGAUGGCACAGAUUUUCAUGGGUUUGGCGCAGUCUGGAGCUUGGGGGUGUUUCGACGAGUUCAACCGCAUAUCCAUCGAAGUGCUGUCCGUCGUCUCCACGCAAGUCAAGUCGAUCUUAGAUGCGAUCAAGGAAGGCAAGAAACGGUUUCAAUUCAUGGAUGAGGAAAUCCACCUCAUCCCUACGUGCGGCUUCUUCAUCACCAUGAAUCCUGGAUACGCAGGGCGAACGGAGCUGCCAGAAAACUUGAAGGCGCUUUUCAGGUCCUGCGCGAUGAUCAUCCCUGAUGUGCUGUUCAUCUGCGAAAACAUGCUGAUGUCGGAGGGAUUCAUCAACGCCAGGGCGUUAGCGCACAAAUUCGUCACGCUCUACUCGCUGUGCAGUGCCUUGCUCUCCAAAGCGCUGCACUACGACUGGGGGCUCAGAGCCGUCAAAGCUGUGCUGAGACAAGCAGGUUCGCUCAAGCGUGCAGACACAGCAGUGGACGAAGAAAUGCUUCUCAUGAGAGCUUUAAGAGACUUCAACAUCGCGAAAAUCACCACAGACGACAAGCCGAUUUUCCUUCGCUUGAUCGAGGACUUGUUUCCCGGUAUCCAAGCUCCAUCGAAGCGCGACGCACAACUUUGGAAAGCCGUCACAAACGUGACGAAGAAGCAAAAGCUGCAGGCGGAGGAACAAUUCGUCCUCAAGUGUGUGCAGCUCCACGAGAUUCUCUCAGUUCGCCACUGUUUGUUCGUGCUCGGUCCGCCUGGGUGCAGCAAGUCGUGCGUGUGGAAGACGCUGAAUAAAGCACUCAUCUCCCUCGGCCAGGAAGCGGUGUUUGAAGCUCUCAAUCCGAAAGCGAUUUCCUCCAGUGAACUUUACGGGUACAUGACGCCCAGCAAAGAGUGGAAGGAUGGAGCAAUCGCAGUGGUGAUGCGAAACAUGUCGAAGGAACGAGGACGGUUCAAGUCUUCGCAGCUGCACAAAUGGAUCGUUUUAGAUGGCGACAUCGACGCAGAAUGGAUUGAGUCGAUGAACACGGUGAUGGACGACAACAAAGUUCUCACUCUCGUGAGCAAUGAGAGAAUUCCAUUCACAAACACCAUGCGGAUGCUCUUCGAAGUGGCCGACAUGAAGCAUGCAAGUCCAGCAACAGUUUCAAGAGGAGGCGUCUUGUUCAUCAACGAAAACGAUGUUGGGUGGAAGCCGUUUCUUGUUUCUUGGAGAGAAACGCUUCCCGAUCAGAUUGCUCAGUCUCAGUUCUACUUGCUCUUCUCCUACUACUUUGAACAGAACAUUGACACAUUCCGGAAAAACUUCAAGUUCAUUUGCCCAAUGAACGACAUUGCAUUCGUCGAGAGCAUUUGUUGCUUUAUCGACGCCAUGCUGUAUAACAACACCAAGGAGAACAUGGAACUGCUGAGAUCGAAGUCUCCAGAUGAACAGAAACUCGUCUACGAGGCGUACUUCGUCGUUGCUCUCAUGUGGACGGUCGGGGGAUGUCUUGCGGACGACAAAGUUGUAAACUACAGAAACCAGUUCAACAGCUGGCUGCGGAGUGCCUCGAAGAUCAAGUUUCCUGAGGGCGGACUCUGCUUCGACUACAGAUUUGACGAAGUGUCUUGUCAAUGGGUUCCUUGGGCGCAAGACCUCUUGCCGUACCAGCCUGCCCCAGACACAAUCUUCACAAACAUUGUCGUCUCAACAGUCGACACCGUUCGGCUGCACUUUGUUGCCGACCUCCACGUUCGAAGAAGAAAGCCGCUGCUUCUCGUUGGCUCCUCCGGGACAGGAAAAACAACGAUUAUCAAGGAUUACCUUCGAGGAUUGCCGGACGAGAUUCUGUCUACGACGGUUAACUUGAAUUCUUACACAGACUCGCGUACGCUUCAGGCGAUCAUUGAAAACAACAUUGAGAAAAGGACGGGUCACUCGUACGGCCCAGCUGGAAACAAGCGAAUUGUGUUCUACAUUGACGACUUCAACAUGCCGUUCGUGGACAAGUACGAGACGCAGGCGCCGCUGGAGCUCUUGCGCCAGCUCGUGGAUUACCGUUCGAUGUUCGACCGGGACCGACUCGACGAGAGGAAACAAGUCGUGGACGUCCAGUACAUGGCGAGCAUGAAUCCGACUGCGGGGUCCUUUAACAUCAGCGCGCGUCUCCAGCGACAUUUUACUGUGAUUGCGUGCUUUCCACCGGACGCCGAGAACAUCGCGAGGAUCUAUGGUUCCAUCCUCCGACACCACCUCUUGCCUUUCGACUCGGCGAUUCAGGCGCUCGAGGGUUCUCUGGUGCAGGCAACCAUUGACAUGUUCCACACCCUGCGCGCCUCUCCCGCCUUCUUGCCUUCUGCCAAGAAGUUCCACUACAUCUUCAGUUUGAGAGACUUGUCGUUCAUCUUCCAGGGCGUUCUCCAGUCCAAAGCUGCCAUGUACACGCAAGUCUCUGGGGGCACAACAAAGUUCGUUCGCCUCUGGAUGCACGAGGCAUCCCGCGUCGUUCGCGACCGCUUGGUCGACGGGGCAGACGCAAAGGCGUUCGACGAAAUCUUGGCCAAGACUGCCAAGAAAUUCUUCCCCGACGAGAAACCUGACGCCCUUCUUCAAACGCCGAAUGUCAUGACCUCCUUCGUCUCCGAAAGCGGCGGGAACGACCGAGUGUACUUGCCCAUUCGAGACAUGGAUCAACUGAAGCAAGUGCUUGACGAGAAACUCGAAGAGUACUCUCAAGCGUACGUCGAAAUGCCUCUAGUUCUCUUCGACGAUGCCAUGGAGCACGUCGCUCGCGUCUGUCGGAUCAUCGACCAGCCUGGAGGGAACGCCCUUCUCGUCGGGGUCGGGGGCUCGGGAAAACAGAGUCUCUCGAGGCUCGCGGCUUUCAUCUCAAAAAUGGAAAUGUUCCAAAUCAUGGUCAACCAACACUACGACCGCACGGCCUUCAAAACAGACCUACAGUUACUGAAUAAAGCAGCCGUCAGACCGGGGACACCGCAUGCGUUCCUUUUGACGGACCAGCAAAUCGUCGACGAGGGGUUUCUCGUUUUCAUCAACGACCUCCUGGCUUCCGGAAACAUUCCAGAGUUGUUCACGCGAGAAGAACUUGACACCCUUUUGUCUUCUCUGAGGAAGCAGGCGAAGGCCGCGAAUGUCGCUGAUACGCGGGAGGGUCUGACGCAGUUUUUCACAGACAAGCUUCGUCGGAAUUUGCAUGUAAUUCUGUGCCAUUCUCCAGUUGGAGAAGCCCUGCGAGUGCGCGCUCGAAAGUUUCCUGCAAUUGUGUCAGGAACUGUCAUGGACCAGUUCCAUUCGUGGCCGCGGGACGCCUUGGUGCAUGUCGCCCUGCGAUUUAUUCGAGAUCUGGACCUUCCGUCUGCGGAGCUUCACUCGGCACUGGCUGAACACAUGGCGUCGGUGCAUCUGUCGGUGGAUCCGGCGAACCAGCGGUUCUACGAGGUCGAGAGGCGGCACAACUACACGACGCCGAAGUCGUUUCUGGAGCUGAUUGACUUCUACAAAUCGUUUCUCGUGGGCAAGCGACUCGACAUCGACAAGAACAUCGAGCGCCUGCGGCGCGGUCUGGGCACACUCGAAGAGACGCGCGUGAAAGUCGAGGGACUGCGGGAAGACCUCAGGGAGAAGAUGGUGAAGGUCGACGAGCAGAAGGCUGCGGUCGACUUGCUGAUUGAGCAGGUGGCGAAGGCGUCUGCCGUCGCCGAAGAAGAGUCGAGGAUUGCCAACGAGGAGAACGAGCGGGCGAAUGAGGCGGCGGAGGAGGCGAGUUCGAUCCAGAAGAAAGCAGACGAAGAACUCUCCGAGGCCUUGCCUGCGAUGGAGAGAGCGAGAGAAGCUGUCAAGUGCCUCACGAAACCUGCGAUUCAGGAACUCAAGGCGCUAGGCAAACCUCCAGCCGAGUGCAUGGAGGUGACAAAGGCCGUUUUGAUCAUGAGAGGCGAACUCAAGAACACAGACUGGAAAGCCUCCCAGAAAAUGAUGAAUGAUCCAGGCAAAUUCCUAGACCAGGUGCGCGCCUUCGAUGCCGAGAACAUGACGCAGGAGACUGUGGCGCUGAUAGAGCCGAUUAUUUCUCAGCCGUUCUUUAACUUCGAGGUCAUGAAGGGGAAGUCGCUGGCUGCGGCUUACCUGGCGAACUGGGUAGUUAACAUUGUCGCAUACAACAACAUUUACAGGAAGGUAAAGCCGCUGAUGGACGCAUUCGCUCAAGCGACAGAAAGCAGACAGAAAGCCGAAGCUGCUCUCGCCGUUGUUCAAGAAAGAGUCAAGGAACUGAAUGAGCGGCUCGCGAAGCUGAACGCGAAAAUGCAAGACGCUGAUGAAGAGAAGGGUCGCGUCCUUGCAGAAGCAGAAGAAUGUCAGCUGAAAUUAGACUUGGCUGAAAGACUUGUCAAUGGAUUAGCUGAUGAAAACACUCGGUGGACGGCGAGCGUUGACCAACUUGAAAAUUCAAAGGUCACCGUCAUUGGAGAUGCGAUGCUUGCCUCGGCGUUCGUCUCCUACGUUGGAGCAUUCACUUCACCUUUCAGGGUCUCUCUCAUUGAGGGAACCUGGAAGGUUGAUUUAACGCAGAGGGCGAUUCCCUUCAGUGGAGACGUGACGCCUCUGGAGGUGCUGGCCGACGAGGCAGACAUGGCGCGAUGGAAGAACGACGGAUUGCCCGCUGACCGCACGUCAAUUGAAAACGCUGCGAUUGUCACGUCGUGUUCUCGGUGGCCGCUGCUGAUCGAUCCACAGCUGCAAGGAGUGAAGUGGAUCAAGCAGAAGGAGCGGGACAGUCUCGUUACUGUCCAGACAACUCGGCAAAAGAAGUGGAUACAGAAAGUGAUGGAGGCAAUGCGAAACGGGGACUUUCUGCUCAUCGAGGGAAUUGGAGAAGAAAUCGACGCCAUUCUCGACCCUCUCCUCGCUCGAGCCGUCGUCAAAAAGGGCCGCAGCUCUCUGAUCAAGCUCGCCGGCGAAGACGUCGAAUUCCUGCCAAAGUUCACGCUGGCGCUGCAAACAAAGCUGUCGAAUCCACACUACGCGCCGGAGGUUGCUGCGCAGUGCACGGUGGUGAACUUCACAGUCACUCCGGAAGGUCUGGAGGAGCAGAUUUUGGCGCUGAUUGUCAACGCUGAGCAGCCUGACUUGGAGCACACAAAGCGGGAGCUGGUCCGGAAGCAGAACGAAUUCAAAGUCGCACUUGCGCAACUCGAAGACGCCCUUCUUGUCCAGCUCUCGAAUGCAGACCCCGCGACCAUUCUCUCCAACACAGAGCUCGUCGAGGGCCUGGAAACCACCAAGAACACAGCCACAGAAAUCCAGGAACAGGCAGUGGAAGCGAAGAAGACUGAAGCGAAGAUCAACGAGAGUCGAGAAACCUAUCGCGACGCUGCUGCAGAAGCAGCGAUGCUAUAUUUCCUCCUCACGCAACUGUGGAGCAUCAACCCCAUGUACCAGUAUUCGUUAGAUUCAUUUGUAACCUUUCUCUACAAGGCGAUCGACAAGACGGAGGCGUACGCCUCGUACGCAGAGCGCUGUGCAGCACUGGUUCAGUCGAUUCGAAAGACGGUCUUCACUUGGGUCGCUCGCGGCUUGUUCGAAAGGCACAAGCUGACGUUUGUGGCGCUUCUCACCUUCCGCCUUCUUCAGCGAGGAGUUCUGGGCGACGCGUUCGACGCUGAGUGCUUCAACUUCCUUCUUCGGGGACCGACCAAGGUAGUGCCGGAGAAUCCCCUGGCAGACUGGCUGCCGAACGCCGCGUGGUACGCCGUGCAGAAGCUGAUCGAGAUCCCUGGAUUCGAGGCGUUCGCCACAAACAUUGAACGCGACGCGCCGUCGAGAUUCAAGGAGUGGAUCCAAGAACUCCACCCUGAGGCCGUCAAGCUCCCUCUGGACUGGAAGCGCCUCGACUCCCAGCCGUUCAGAAAACUCAUGGUCCUCCGUUGUCUCCGCCCAGAUCGGAUGACGACGGCGAUUGCGGAGUACAUUCGCGCCAUCUUGCCCAGCGGUUCGGAGUUCAUUGAUGGAGACGCAGCGUUGUCUUUCAAAGACAUCCUCGAGUCCUCUUUCAAGGAUUCAGCAAACACAACUCCGAUUUUUUUCAUUCUCUCCCCCGGCGCCGACCCUGUGAAGGAAGUGGAGUCCAUGGGGAAAAAGACAGGAUACACCGCAAACUUCAACUUCCACAAUAUCGCCAUGGGCCAGGGUCAAGACACCGUGGCACUGCAGAAACUCGACUUCGCCUCAAAGGAAGGCCACUGGGUCAUGUUACAGAACAUUCACCUGAUGCCACGCUGGACUGUCGAACUCGAGAAGAAGCUCGACGCCUUCGCCGCCGAGGGGUCGCACCCUGACUUCCGUUGCUUUCUCUCGUCCGAUCCUUGCGACUACAUUCCUGUCGGCAUUCUCGAGCGAUCAAUCAAACUUACAAACGAGCCUCCGCAAGGCCUGAAGGCAAACUUCAAACGCGCCUUCGCCUUCUUCUCCAGAGACGACUUCGACGAGAAAGAUCAAAAGAUCAAGGCCACUCUCUUCGGGCUCUGCUUUUUCCACGCGGUCAUGCUGGAGAGGAAGAAAUUCGGCUCUCGGGGGUGGAACAUGACGUAUCCGUUCUCGAUUGGAGAUCUGCGCGACUCCUCACUCGUUCUGUUCAACUAUUUGGAGACUCAGAACGCCGUCAAAGUUCCCUGGGAUGAUCUGCGAUACAUUUUCGGCGAAAUCAUGUACGGAGGUCACAUCAUCGACGUCCGCGACAGAUUGCUGUGCAACACAUACUUGGACUUCUUCAUGCAGGAUCGACUUCUCGAUGAGGCAGAACUGUUUCCUUUUUGCGAGGGCCGCGACGGAGUUUCCUUCAGAACGCCUGCGCCUCAGAGCUACGAACGAUACUUGGAGAGCAUCGAGGGAAUGCCUCAGGAGACGCCCUUGGCCUUUGGGCUCCAUCCCAACGCCGAAAUCGGCUACCGUACUCAGCAGUGCAAUGAAUUGUUCGCCACUCUUCUGCAGCUGCAGCCGAGAAAGGCCUCUGCGGAGGGGGGGGCCGGCAGUCAGGGAGGCCAGAUGCAUGCCGAACAAGUUUGCCACGAAAUCUUGGAGGAGAUGGGGGAUUCUAGAUUCGAUAUCGAGGAAAUCUCGCAAGCGAUUCCGGACGAGGAGAAAGGACCCUAUCAGCAUGUCUUUCUGCAGGAGUGCCAGUGCAUGAACGUCUUGGUGACGGAAAUGAUUCGCUCUCUGAGUGAACUGGAACUGGGAUUCAAAGGAGAACUCACAAUGUCUUCUCUCAUGGAAGAUCUUGCCGCCAAUCUCGUCCUCGACAAGGUUCCCCCGAGCUGGACAAAACUGGCGUUCCCGUCAACGCGUCCGCUCGGGUCGUGGCUGGGCAAUCUGAAGGAGAGAAUCGAGCACCUGCAGGAGUGGACAAAGGAGCCUCUGACGCUCCCGAAAGUUGUAGAUCUCUCCAAGCUCUUCAGUCCACAGUCGUUUCUGACCGCAGUCAAAGAAGUAGCUUCCCAACAGCAUCAGCUGGAACUCAACAAGCUGGUCAUUGUGACCGCCGUGACAAAGAAGGACGUCUCCUCUGUAGACGCUGCUGCCAGAGACGGCGCCUUCGUCACGGGUCUCCACCUAGACGGCGCACGGUGGGACAUGGCGUCCAGCUGUCUCGAGGAAUCGCGGCCGAAGGAAUUGUUUUGUGCCUUGCCAGUUGUCCACUGCAAAGCCGAACUGGGCUCCAAGAAGGAAGACAGCGGGACGUACAUUUGCCCCGUGUACCGCACGCAACAGCGAGGAGCGACUUUUAUCUUCGACGCUCAACUGCGGACCAAGUAUCCUUCAGCGAAGUGGAUCAUGGGAGGCGUGGCGAUGAUUCUCGACAUCGGCGUCUCUCUCUAG